AUGAUGCUCCAUGCGGCAACCUCGUUAUGUGUAUAUAUCAACACUGAUACUAAUAGCUGUUCAUUACAGCAAUUUAAUUCUUCAUCAAUAUUUAUUCGAGCGCAAAAGAAACUUUUAUCAAAAGUAGUUUCUCGAAAUCUUAUCAAAUUCAACAAUGAUACGACAACUAGAAUAUUUGAUAGUUUUUAUCGAAUACUUAAAAUUUUCUACAAUAAAAAAAUCGCUGAAUUGGUCGGUUUGCUCGUACGAAGUGGUUAUUUUCAAAAUAAUAAGCAAAAGGAGAAUUUAAUCGUUCUUCAGCGACAAAUUCGAAUGCUUUCUUUAACAAUUAUUUCUUUUACAACUGUCGCUUAUUCAUACGAUCGAAAUUAUUUAAUGGUUUUACUUGCAAAAGUUCGUAAAAAAUUACAAAUUAUUGUUUCCGAGAAUUUAAGUGAAAAAUCAAUGCAACGUUUACAAAUUAUUUUUGAAUAUAUUGAAAAGGGCGAUUUCUUGGAUGCUUUAUUUAAUAAUAAUGAUACUGUAUACAAAACUAUUUUAUUACAAAUUAUCGUUGAUCUUGGAAUUUUAAUUGAAAAUAAUGAUAUUUGA
This is a messenger RNA of Dracunculus medinensis (Guinea worm), 591 nucleotides long. The record is from the annotation of a GenBank genome assembly. NCBI's taxonomy places the organism in Eukaryota, Metazoa, Nematoda, Chromadorea, Rhabditida, Dracunculidae.